CGCUGUUUCGGAAAGUGAAGGGCGCUUUCGCAUCUCCAACAUCUCUGUUUCCUCUUUUUUUUUUCUUGGUUGACGAAGUGUGUGGAAUGCUAUAGAAUUUGUGGCGAGGGUUUGCUGUGUUCAGGUGGGGAAGACGAGAUUGGUAAUGGCGAAGGCGAAGUUGAAAGGACUGGUGGAUGAUGAAUUGCUGAGGAUUUUGGACGCCAAUAUGGACGAGGCGCCGGCAAGGAGGCGAACUCGGGAGGCGUUUAAGGAGAUUCAGCUUGGAAUCGAUCACAUAUUGUUCAAGACGCCAUCCGAUGGAUUGAAAAUGAAGGAGUUGUAUGAGGUGAACUCUCGAGGAUUGGAAAUUUUCUCAAAAAGUUGGAUUCCUGAGAUUUCUCAACUCAAAGCAGUGGUUUGUUUUUGCCAUGGUUAUGGCGAUACUUGCACCUUUUUCUUUGAAGGAAUUGCAAGGAAAUUUGCGCAAUGUGGGUAUGGAGUUUUUGCACUGGAUUACCCUGGAUUUGGACUCUCUGAAGGCCUUCAUGGCUAUAUUCCUAGUUUCGACAAACUUGUUGAUGAUGUCAUUGAACAUUACUCAAAAGUCAAAGAUAACCCAGAGUUUAGUGGUUUACCUAGCUUCCUUUUCGGAGAGUCUCUGGGUGGAGCUGUAGCUCUGAAAGUGCACCUGAAACAACCUGAUGCAUGGGAUGGUGCUAUUCUUGUUGCACCAAUGUGCAAAAUUGCCGAUGACAUGGUUCCACCACUGAUAGUGACAAAACUCCUCAUUGGUGUAGCUAAUGUUCUUCCAAAGCAGAAGUUAGUUCCGCAGAAAAAUUUAGCUGAUGCAGCUUUUCGGGACUUAAAGAAUAGAGAGCUGACAGCUUAUAAUGUCAUUUCUUACAAGGACAAACCACGCUUGUGGAGCGCUCUAGAGAUGCUCAGAACCACUCAAGAGAUAGAACGUCGAUUGGAAGAGGUAUCUCUACCUCUAUUAAUUCUGCACGGGGAGGCUGAUAUCGUCACUGAUCCAUCGGUAAGCAAGGCUUUGUAUGAUAAAGCAAGGACUUCGGACAAGAAGCUCAAACUGUAUAAAGAUGCAUUUCACUCUCUUCUCGAGGGCGAGCCUGAUGAAACCAUAGUUCAAGCUUUGGAUGAUAUAAUUUCAUGGCUCGAUGAACACAGCAGGAAGAGUGAUACCUCUUGAGCAUUGGCCCUCUUCUAUUUUUUUUUCUUCUUCAAGAACAUAAAGGAAGGAGGGGAAAACAAAUAAAAUGUACUGUUUUGGUUGAUAAAUAAGGCUGCCAUUGCAUGUACAGAAAUGUGGCUAUUGAGAUAUUUCAAUAAUUUAUAAAUUUAGUUAAUUUAUAGCAGAUUGGUGUAGUUUAUAUUCUCUA
This is a messenger RNA of Tripterygium wilfordii, 1379 nucleotides long. Its product is annotated as caffeoylshikimate esterase-like. Bases 146 to 1189 code for a protein of 347 amino acids. Gene Ontology annotation, cellular component: membrane. Gene Ontology annotation, molecular function: lipase activity. The transcript is spliced from 8 exons. Lineage: Eukaryota; Viridiplantae; Streptophyta; Magnoliopsida; Celastrales; Celastraceae. The record is from RefSeq and is a predicted model, not a curated record.